GAAAGUGAAAGUAGAAUGUAAACAAACCCAAUUCAUUUUACAAGGUGAGAUAACACGCUACAGCCUACACUUAAUAAUGAUGCUUGCUUGAUAUGGAAAUUAGAAACCUCUGAUCGCUGUUGGCAUGAAAAUUUACAACUUCUACGGUAUAAUGAAUUUUUGAUAGUAUAUUAUGACGAAAAGAAUGGUAUCUAUAGCAACAGACAUCACCUCUAGAUUGACUUUAAACGAUGGAGUUUGUAUGCCGAUGUUUGGUCUUGGUAUGUAUGAAGCAUCUUCUGGGAGCGGAGGAGUGGCAGAAAAAGCAGUCGAGUACGCCUUAUCGAAAGGAUAUCAACUAAUAGAUACCGCAGAAUUUUAUGGAAAUGAAGCCGAUGUCGGAAAGGGUAUAAAGAAAUCCGGAUUUAAUCGAGAAGAUGUAUUCGUUGUCACCAAGUUAUGGGAUAAUGGAUACAGUCGGUGUAAGAAAAUAUUUAACCGUAGCUUAAAAAUGCUUGAUUUACAGUACGUAGAUCUGUAUUUGAUACAUUCACCAAGUAGUGGUCAAGUUGUGGAAACAUACAAAGCUAUGCUAGAGUUGAAACAGAAAGGCCUGGUCAGAUCAGUAGGUGUUUCUAACUUUGGGGUUCAACAUUUGGAGGGUCUAGAAUCUGCUGGACUUCCAACACCAUCAGUGAACCAGAUUGAACUGCACCCAUGGCAACAGAAACCGGAAAUAGUGAAAUACUGUCGAGAGAAGGGAAUUACAGUAAUGGGAUAUUCUCCUCUGGUUAAAGGACAACGAUUUGAUGAUCCUACUCUUGUGAAAAUUGCAAACAAGUACAAGAAAUCACCAGCACAAAUCCUUAUUAGAUGGAGUAUACAACAUGGGUUUAUUACCAUACCAAAAUCUGGAAAACCAAACAGAAUAAAUGAAAACAUGGAAGUAUUUAAUUGGGCUAUAGCGGAUGACGAUAUGGCUGUCUUAAACAGUUUCCCUGACAAGUCAUGUACCUGGAAUCCUUGUAAAAUGCCUUGGACAGGCUAAAAAGAUGAUGUUAUUAAACUGAUAUUGUUUGAAAUAUGUAUAAUUUUUAAUUUAGAGUUGAUAAACUACUAUUCAAUAGUUUCUUCAUUUGUGAGAGACUAUUUCACAAUUUCAAUAGGUGUUUGACAAUUAAGGAUAACUUAAAUGCAUGCUUCAUUUUUAAGAAUGUUGUUUAUGGUUGGAUUAGAUCAAUGAAUAACAUUAAAUUGCAUUUUUUUAUUGAUUAAUCUCAAAACUUUUCCUGAGUGGAUAUAAAUUGUAGUAAUUGUUUAAUAUUUAAUACUUCAUCAAUUUUACCGAUUGACCUAUUAAAGGGACAUUUGCUGUGAAUUUUAUGUUUAUCGGUUGGACAAAAACUUUCAUAUUUUAUAAAUAACAUACUGAAAAGAAUAUCCAAAUUACGUAAAGUCCAAAGAUACAAUAAAAAAAUGCGUGGACUCGCUUUAACUUUUAAGCAUUUCGUACGUAUUUGUUUUUACCAGAAGCCUUCUAAUUAUCCGUCGAGAUGAUCUCCGACGACUGCUGACGUCACACAACACGACAUAACAUAUAUGUAGACACAAACAUAAAUGUAGAUAUAAACAUAUGAGCGAAAUUUAGAAAUAUUAUUUUUUAUUCUGCUCCAUGAAUGUUUAAAACCAAGAAAAUAAUAUAUAUUAUUGUUUGUCGAAUUCGUAGCUAAUGUCCAUUUAAAUUUAGAAAGAUACGAACUUAUUCAUCAAAUACAUUUACACAGUUCUUGAAACAUCGAGAUGCAACUAACGUCAUACAUCAAAACAAGUUUGUUGUCAUUUUCAAGUUGUUCACAAAAAAAAACGUAUGUAAGAACAAUAACACAUUUUAAUAUUGUCUUGGACGACUACGCAAAGCAAUAACUCUAUAAAUCCAUCAUGAUAUAAUUCAUUGACAAAUUUCGAACCUCGAUCGGAUUAAUAACCGCAGUUAUCUGCAAUACUUUUUGCAAUUGUUUAAGAUCUUUUGAAGGUAACACUAACAUUCAUAAUUUUAAUCAUUUGUAUUAAUAUGAUAUCAGCGUUAAAUUUUAUAUUUAUUGGACCGGCGUUCUCUCUACUCCAUGUUGUUUGAAAUGAGAUGUGUUUUGAAUCAAAGUAAACACAUAUGGUUAGCACGCAUCGUCUUUUAAACACCUUUUACAGUUUUGUAUUUCACAUGUUUCAUGUUCGUUUCAUUUUCGUUCACUAGACUAAUCAUAAAUUAAAAUCAAAACGUAAUUUCUAAUUUUGUCGGAUUUACAAUCCCGUCAUCGUCUUCAUUCUCGAAUGUAACCUACCAAAUAAAAUGUAUCACCGGGUCUAUACUUAUAUUAACAACACGACGGGUACCAUAAAUGAAGCAGUAUCUGCCUACCAUUCCUGCGCACCUGAUACCAUCCCCGGUUUUUGAAGGAGUUUGUGUUGCUCUGUCUUUAGUUUUCUAUGCUGUCAUUGUAUACUGAUGUUUGUCUUUGAGUAUUUUUCUUUAUUUGUCAUGGCGUUAUCAGUUUGUUUUCGACUUAUGAGUUUGAGUAUUCAUCUGGUAUCUUUCGCCUUUUCCCCCAUAACAUGUCAUUCUGGAUUAUGGCGUCAUUUUUCGAAUGACGGAAAGUGGCAGAACUUUCUACAAGCCAUUAGACGAACUUCAGAAUCACUUCGAUUACGUUCCGUUACAAUUUGUUCACGAGAGGAUGUUUGAAAAUUAAACAAAUGGAUCCCUCUUUGGGCUUGCGAGAAACCUUAUUAUACUUUUCAUCAGGACGAAAGAAACACAAUGUGUUAAGCUUCUACUAUGGAACAUUAAGGAAGUUUGUCAGCUUUUGACAGAAAAAUAAAUAAGAGGAACAUUUGUCAUAUCUUAACGUUGAAACUACAAAACUGACAUAAAUGUCUUUUAUCUGUUAUUUUGAAAGCUUUUCCCUCUUUUUUAUAUGCUUAUCGAUUAUUCUCUAUGUUUUUGUUUAACAAACCACUGUUUAUUUUCCAAUCUUUAUUUUGUUUUUACAUUAUUUUCUAUCUUUAAUUUGUUGGACUAUUAUUUGAUAUUCUUUUUUUCCCCUUUAUUAUCAAUCUUUAGGGUCGAAUCUACAUAUUGUUUACUUGUUGACGGGAGGGACAAAUCAUACUUUAUCAAACGUUCACUCAUAACUGAUACUAUCAAAAUACUGAAUUUAUAGAUACAAGUUCUUAACAUAUUUGUUUUGCUUGAAAAAAGUGUUCCUUUUCCCAGUUCCGAAUCUUACCUAUUUGUUAUUUAAAAAAUGCGAUCGAUUUUAGACCUCUAGAAAUGGAUGUGUCCAUGCUUCUUUGAAGCUUUUAAACCAAGGGUUCCAAUUGAUGAAGUUGCAGUCAUCCAUUAGGAAAAUUAACAGUUGUCAUCACAAAUUUGUUGGCGUUAUCGAAUAUGAAUUCCAUAGACCAUCACUGAUAUUUUCCAAUUAUCACAAUCUCGUCCUCUUUUCUUCAACGAAUAUAUAUUUAACGAGCAACACGGUGGGUGCUACAUGGGGAACAGGAUCUGCUUACCGUGCUGAAUUACAUGUGAUCAGCUAUGUUUUCGUUGGGUCCGUGUUGUUCAGUCUUUAGUUUUCUAUGUUGUGUUUUGUAGAUAAGAGGCAAAAAAUACCAAAGGAUUUCGUCACACUCAUUAGUCAAAAACGAACUGACAAUGCCAGGACAAAAAACGAAAAAAAGAAAAAAAAAAAAAAAAAAAAAAAGAAGAAA
Mytilus californianus (California mussel) is the source of this 3744-nucleotide messenger RNA. RefSeq lists its product as uncharacterized. The record is from RefSeq and is a predicted model, not a curated record. The transcript has 7 exons. NCBI's taxonomy places the organism in Eukaryota, Metazoa, Mollusca, Bivalvia, Mytilida, Mytilidae. The coding region runs from base 173 to 1027 and encodes 284 amino acids. Gene Ontology annotation, molecular function: oxidoreductase activity.